AUGCUCGGCAAACGCACCCGCCAAGACGCGCCACUCGUCCUCUCCAAGCGCUCGCUCACCGCCUACAUCCCCUCGACCAAGCCACACGCCGCGGCGGGAGAUGUGAAGGCAGGCGCAUCGGUCGCGAUGGGACGGAUAGAGUCGCAGAAGGAGAACCGCGCGGUGCAGGUGGGCGCAGAGGAUACAAUGAUGGAGGUUGAGCGGGACAAACGCGCGCUGGACGAGCUGUUCACCCUCCCUACGCCUCCUCCGUCCUUCGAGCUGCCCGAGCCUUCCUUGAACGACGCGUCGCACGCACCCUCUCCCGCGCCCGAACCCUCUACGUCCCGCGGCAUCCCCAACAUCUACACUCACGCCUCCUCGCUCCUCACUCCCUCCUGCUCACUCGCCUCAUCCCUCCCCCUCACAGGCCGCACAGACCAACACGAGACCCUCCUCGCUUUCCUCACUCGACGCUUUCCCUCCGUCUAUGGAUCUACCUCGAGUCGACCGGGCCCGGCGGCGAUGUACGUCUCUGGCCCGCCGGGAAUUGGGAAGACUGCGCUUUUGGCGUCGACAAUCGCGGCUUUCCGUAGGCUUGUGGAGGACAGGGAGUGCGAGGAGGAGGUCGGCGUGUUGGUGGAGAACUGCGCAACGAUUGCGGGUCAGGGGAGCGUGUGGGAACGAUUAGGGCGGGGGUUGGGGAUGGAUAUGGACUUGGGAAGCGAGAGGAGCGCGAGGAGGGCGAAGGAGGCAUUCGAAGAGGGACUGAAGGACGGGAGGAAGUACCUCCUCGUUCUCGACGAGAUCGACCACCUCGUCUCGCCGUCCUCGUCAACCGCCUCCUCGUCGUCGUACCAGCCCGACCUCCUCUCCUCCCUCUUCGCCCUCGCCUCCACUCCCGCCUCGCCCCUCACACUCAUUGGCAUCGCCAACGACCUGACGCUCAAAGCGCUCGCUCUCCCUACCCUCGCGACGAACGUCACAGGCAAGGGCAAAGCGAAGGCCGACCCGCUCAACACGCCGACCAAGCCGAUCAGGGUUCACUUCAAGCCGUACAGCUGGCAGGAACUCGUCGCUAUCGUCGCGCAGCGUCUCUCGCUUCUCGCGCCUCAGUACCCGCUCGAUCUCAACGACGCGUCCGUCUCGACUGUCACAACCGAGCAACCCGCAGCGGGCAAGAAGGCGACCUACCCCCUCAUCGACAAGCCCGCGCUCGAGCGGUGCGCGAAGAAAGUCGCAGCGGGCACAGGCGACGUCCGUACGAUGCUCGACGUCGUUCGUCGCGCGAUCGCCCUUGUCGCAGCCGACCAAUCCUCUAACCCGACCGUCUCGUCCCUCUCGACUUUCACGCCCUCAACCGCACCCAAAGCCUCGAUGAAGCACGUCUCGGCUGCACUGGCGGCUUCGGCCGGUCUGACGGCUGCGCCAACGCUCGCGGCGAGGUUGGCGGCGCUGCAAGGAGGGCCGCACCAGCGCGUUGCACUCGUCUCCGUCGUCGUCGCCAUCUCGCGCAUCGACCCCUCUCAGCCCGGGCUCGACCGUCCCUCGACACCCGAAGGCCUCCGAGUCGUCCUCGACGAAGCCUACAAAGCGUACCGCGAGAUCGUCGCUCGCGAAGACGUUCUCCGCGCUCAGGCGCUCGAUGCGUCGGCGUACGCAGAGACGGUCGGGAUGGUCGAAGAUCUCGGUGGAUUCGUCAUUGUGCGUGGUCGACCCGGCUCGUCGCCUUCCUCGUCGCCCUCGUCUUCAAACGGGCGGGUCAAGCGGACUCCGACGCCGACCAAGACGAAGAAGCACGAGCGGGGAAAGAUGACCGUCGAGCUCUCGCCUACUUCUCCGCUCGGCGAACUCGUCACCAUCCUCACCUCUCCGCCGGCGGAGGGCAACGAAGCCGACGAGGACGAGACGAGUCGGUUGAUGCGGCGCGUUAUCGAGCGCGAGCGGGCUGACCAGCGAUGGGCUGUCAAGCGCCGUUCGCUCGGUCGGGACGAGGACAGGCGGGCGGAGGAGAUGCUCGAGGGCAGGGAGUGGGAGAAGAAGGUACUGGCUGGCGGGAGGAAGACGGGCGAGGCGGACGAGUGA
This is a messenger RNA of Rhodotorula toruloides NP11, 2064 nucleotides long. Its product is annotated as cell division control protein Cdc6. Gene Ontology annotation, molecular function: ATP binding; DNA replication origin binding; ATP hydrolysis activity. Lineage: Eukaryota; Fungi; Basidiomycota; Microbotryomycetes; Sporidiobolales; Sporidiobolaceae. Gene Ontology annotation, cellular component: nucleus. Gene Ontology annotation, biological process: mitotic DNA replication checkpoint signaling. The transcript is spliced from 3 exons. The record is from RefSeq and is a predicted model, not a curated record. The coding region runs from base 1 to 2064 and encodes 687 amino acids.